Molecule: messenger RNA, 828 nt
Organism: Vittaforma corneae ATCC 50505
Lineage: Eukaryota; Fungi; Microsporidia; Nosematidae
Product: CK1/CK1 protein kinase
Exons: 1
Coding region: 1-828 (275 amino acids)
Biological process (GO): endocytosis; peptidyl-serine phosphorylation; signal transduction
Cellular component (GO): cytoplasm; nucleus
Molecular function (GO): protein serine/threonine kinase activity; ATP binding
Source: RefSeq, a predicted model, not a curated record
AUGCAAACUCUUGAAAGCUCAAUAAAGCUAGAAAAGAAACUGGGUGAAGGUACAUUCGGCGUAGUCUACAGAGUUCUGUGUGGGAAUAAGCGAUUUGCUCUAAAAAUAGAAAAAACUAAGGGAUCGCUGGGCAAUGAGAUUAAGGCUCUCAGGCAUCUUUCCCAUAGCUCCAUACCCCCACUCCAUAGCAUAGGUCUUUACAAGGGAUUUGCCUUUAUAAUUAUUCCGUUGUACAAGAUUUCUAUGAUUCAAAUCAUGGUCACCCAACGUGAAUUCUUCAACUCAAAAGCCUUGGCUGCGAUUGGUUGGAAUAUACUCAACGUUCUUGAGUAUAUUCACUCAAAAAACAUUAUCUACAGAGAUCUAAAGCCUGAGAAUAUAAUGCUAGGUUUUGAUAGUAAGAUUUAUUUAGUUGAUUUUGGGCUGUGCGCUAUGAAAGGUAACAGCAUUACAACUAGAAGGAUGGUUGGGACACCAAGAUAUGCAUCCAUAGCAACACACAAAGGGCUGCCUCCUGGAUUUGAGGACGAUCUUGAAUCUUUGUUGUAUGUUCUACUAUUUUUGAUGACCGGUGAUCUGCCUUGGAUUAAUGAAAAAGACAUUGCGAAGAUAGAAAAAUCGAAGGAAAGCCUUCGGUUAGAGUACGUCAUAGAUAUUAACGAGCACAAACAACUUUGGGUUGAAUUUAUGAUUUCAUUGCGGAAAUUAGAAAUUGGUGACUUCCCAAGCUACUCCAACCUCAAAGAAAUACUGAUAAAAAUUGUAAAAGACAAUGAAGGUGCGAACAGGUUUACAAAAUGCUUGUCGUUAUUAUUUUCGUGUUGCUAA